This is a messenger RNA of Hylaeus volcanicus, 1998 nucleotides long. Its product is annotated as proton-coupled amino acid transporter-like protein CG1139. Lineage: Eukaryota; Metazoa; Arthropoda; Insecta; Hymenoptera; Colletidae. Gene Ontology annotation, biological process: amino acid transmembrane transport. Bases 1 to 1326 code for a protein of 441 amino acids. Gene Ontology annotation, cellular component: vacuolar membrane. The record is from RefSeq and is a predicted model, not a curated record. The transcript has 7 exons. Gene Ontology annotation, molecular function: amino acid transmembrane transporter activity.
AUGACAAGGGCUGGAAGAGGUGGAAGCCAAGAGCAAUCAAACGACGAUUAUGAUCCUUACGCGCAUCGCGAAACUCUGAAACCAGUCUCCGACUUCGGAUCGUUGGCGACUCUGGUGAAGAGCGCAGUCGGGACAGGGCUGUUCGCGAUACCGAACGCGUUCUCCGACGUUGGUUUGUUUAUUGGAAUAGUUGGCACGAUUCUAAUGGGCAUGUUCAUUACGGGAUCCCUUCAAAUCCUCUUGAAAAUUCAUCAGACGAUGUGCAUCAAACUGAAGAAACCAAUUCUGAAUUACGACGAGGUGGUCGUCGCUAGUUUGACGAUCGGGGUUAGGAAACCUUGGCUCUCUGCGCGGGUCGCGACAUUCAUGGUCGACGUGAUCAUGUUAACGUGUUACAUGGGCGUCGGCGCAGUGUAUGUAGUGUUCGUAUCUGGAGUGAUUCAAGAAUGCAUCGACACUGGGAAAACGAUCGAUCAAGGAUAUUAUGCGUUGAUGUUCUUUCCUAUUUUCUUUCUAAUGAAUAUGAUGAAACAUUUGAAGGACAUGGCGAGUGCAGCCAUCGUUGGGAAUGUGUUACUCUUUUCAGCGGCUCUGAUCGGUAUAGUGUACGCGUUGAAGGACGGCAUUGGAGAAAAGUGGGUCUGGGUCAGUCCACGUAUCGGUCUUUACCCGAAAUUUAUUGGGACGGUUUUCUUCAGCAUGGUUUCUCCGGGAGUCAUAUUAGCGAUACAGCACGAAAUGGAAACACCUUGGAACUACACGAAAUUAUGCGGAGUGCUCCAUUGGGGUAUGACGUUCAUAACAUUGCUGCACGUUCUUGUCGGUGCUAUUGGUUACUUGAAGUGGGGCACCGAUGCUUUAGGAAACUUCAUUCGAAACCAUCGCGUAAACGACGUAGCAACCGUGGCUGCCCUGUCGAUGCAAGCUAUAGCGAUAUAUUUCACGUACGGAUUACAAUGCUACAUGCCAAUAAAUAUAUUAUCAAACGCGUACGUGCUCCCAGCCCUCGAAGAGAAUAUUUGUAAAGGAAGUCCGUUUGUCUGGGACCUGAUUGUUCGUUUCGCCGUCAGCCUCGCCACAUGUUUGUUGGCAGCAUCGAUACCUAAACUCGACCUAUUCACUGGCCUGGUUGGAUCUAUCUGCAUAUCGACUUUGUCUACGCUAAUUCCAGUCGCUCUGUACAUUCUCGUGUAUUAUGGCAACUAUGGAUCGCGAAAAUGGAGACUUAUCUUAGGGCUAUCCUUACUGUUCAUUGGACUCGUCAUCACGCUAUGUGCGGUCGUAGUCAAUUUAACCCUGAUCGUUCAAUACUUUGCACAGAAGUAACGUAUGAACACGUCGUGAUAUACUAUAUAUUACACUAGAAACUGUGUAUGUACUGUUAAAAACGUGUAUGAACAGACCUGAGCGUAUUUCAAAUGAAAUGAAAAUAAAAAAUUACGUUAUAAAUUUUAAAAAAAAUGAUGUUCACUUAUUAAAGACCGAUAGUGACUUACGAUGAUUAUAACGAUUUAUGAUGACUCGUUAUGAUAAUUAUGGCAAUAUAUGACAAUUUAUGACGACUUGGACCGAUAGUGCAUUGUCUGGAAAAUCCCACCACUUCGACCUACGUACUUACCCACAACCCCAUCGAGCCAACGCGAAAAUUCUCAGGGAAAAAGGCUCGUCUCACAUAACGAAGAAGGGAAGCUUGCAAAGCGAUGCAUAAUCGCGUCAGAUCAUCCAGCCGUCGGUGGCCGAGGCUUAUCGCUUAUCUCUACACGGGCGCGGAUAGGUGGACGCAAAUGUGGAAACGCAGGUGUGCGCGUGUGGGUGCGUACGAGUGUCAAAGUUAGCUGGUUGGCGAACCAGCGCCGGGGGUGGGUGCUUCCAUCCCCACGAAAAGGAACGAAAGCGGAGGCAGCAGCGAGAAGAGAGUCGGCGGCGGGACACAGAAGGGUGCAUCCGUCGCACAGGGUGAGGACACAACCCCUUUUAGUGGCCACCACUCUCUUACCC